AUGGCCUAUGACCGAUAUGCUGCCAUUUGUCACCCACUGCAUUAUCCUUCUCUCAUGGAUAAGAGAGCAUGCUUUGAAAAGGCAGGUGGCGCAUGGAUUGCAGGUUUUCUGAAUGCAGCCAUUCAAACUUGGGCCACUUUUUCAGUGCCCUUCUGCUCAAACACUGUGAAUCAGUUCUUUUGUGAAAUCCCACAGCUCCUCACAAUGUCUUGCUCUGGAUUUAACCUCAAUGAAUAUGCAGCUAUUGCCUUUACUUCAGUAUUUGGCUUUGGCUGCUUUGUUUUCAUCAUUGCUUCUUAUGUACAGAUCUUUUCUACAGUGCUGAAGAUGCCCUCGCUGGAGGGAAGACAAAAAGCCUUCUCUACAUGUCUCCCUCACCUCACUGUUGUGACUUUGUUUUUCACCACUGCUUUCUUUUCCUAUGUGUUGCCAACUGCCAGUGUGGGUCAGAAGUUUACUGUGGUAUAUACGCUAUUACCACCAAUGGUGAAUCCUAUCAUUUAUAGCAUGAGGAAUAAAGAUGUCAGAACCGCUCUGUGGAAGCUGUUUGAUGGGAAUUACCUAACUAAGAAUUGGAAACUCCACAUUUGA
Molecule: messenger RNA, 591 nt
Organism: Heteronotia binoei (common prickly gecko)
Lineage: Eukaryota; Metazoa; Chordata; Lepidosauria; Squamata; Gekkonidae
Product: olfactory receptor 14A16-like
Exons: 1
Coding region: 1-591 (196 amino acids)
Biological process (GO): G protein-coupled receptor signaling pathway
Cellular component (GO): membrane
Molecular function (GO): olfactory receptor activity
Source: RefSeq, a predicted model, not a curated record